CGUUGGUUAGUAAACUUUUGCCUGCGGUCCGAUCGACACGCCGACCGUUGUCAUACAUCUACGAAAAGUACGCGCCCGUCGAACGUCAUGCUGUACACCGGCCGGUUAAUAUUGGUGUGCCUCGUGGCUGUCGUGGCCACCUGGUGCCGGUCUUCCGGUGCGUCACCGUCCUGUUCGCCCGACAAACUCGCAAGAUACCGCGUGUCAGUGCGCACGUUUUGGACUAGAGACCGGUUCCCGAAGCAUUUUCCGGAAUGGAGGCCUCAAGCUCAAUGGAGUAAAGUCAUAGGAAGAUCACAUUCCAAAGGAUAUAUUAUGUUUCGGGAAGGAUCGCCGGCAUCAGAAGGUGUUCGUAUGUUUGCAAAGACCGGCCGUAGUGACAAACUUGACGAUGGAGGAGGAGAUGAGAUAAUACUCGAUACGUUUACAGCACCAAGUGCCCUAACUGGUGCUGCUAGAACUCAGGCUCAAUUCUUUGUUGAUGGAAAUCAUUCUAGGGUUUCCCUCAUAUCACGUAUGAUUCCAUCGCCCGACUGGUUUGUCGGCAUAGACUCAUUUGAUUUGUGCGUCAACGGCAACUGGCUGGACAGCAUCACGAUAGAAGCUGAUCCGAUGGAUGCUGGAUGUGACAACGGGUUUACUUUUACAGCGCCAAACUGGCCUACCGACCCACAAGGCAUUAUUUACCGAAUAAAAAGCAAUUAUCCUUCACACCCUGCUAGUUCUUUUUAUUAUCCACAAAUCAAUCGGCUACCAACUAUAGCAACUUUUCAAUUCAUAAAAGUAAAAGAAUAUGACCAAUCGUUAGGUGGCAGAGGACAAGCAUCUGAUCCAAUAGUAAAGAUUGAAGAAAAUAUUGUGAAAGUUUUGAACGGCGAUACAGAUAAUGAUAGAGAAGUGCAACUAGAAAUGGAACAACAAAGAAGAGAGCAAGAAUACAAUAAUUAUAAAAGUGUUAAUGAAAGUCAAUUAUCCGUCUCUAAUGGAACAUCAGCGAAUCUCGUAUCAAAUACCAACAAAGAUGCAUUGAUGGACAGCAUAAUGAAAAGUUAUCACGUUCGAAAACAUAAGAAAGCUCAUAGAAAGUCUAAGUAUCGUGACUGUCGAGUGAGCGAUUGGUCUGAAUGGAGUGGUUGCAGUGUGUCUUGCGGCAUCGGUGAAAUGCAGAGACGCAGGCAAAUAAUCAAACAUCCAAGAGGUGCUGGCAAACAGUGUCCGCCCCUACAAGAAACUAAGUGGUGUGGUAGUGCAAAAGAUUGUCCACAAGAUCGUUUCAAGUGGUAAUCAUAGUGAAGGCCAAUGUGCUCUGUUGUCACGAUGUAUGUUGUCCUGCCAAGCUGAUAAAUGCAAUCAUUUCUAACUACCCUAAAAUAUUG
Messenger RNA from Daktulosphaira vitifoliae (grape phylloxera), 1376 nucleotides. It is a transcript of the gene mspo, whose product is annotated as spondin-2. Lineage: Eukaryota; Metazoa; Arthropoda; Insecta; Hemiptera; Phylloxeridae. The record is from RefSeq and is a predicted model, not a curated record. The transcript is spliced from 7 exons. Gene Ontology annotation, cellular component: extracellular matrix. Gene Ontology annotation, biological process: cell adhesion. Bases 88 to 1284 code for a protein of 398 amino acids.